This is a messenger RNA of Funneliformis geosporum, 224 nucleotides long. The record is from the annotation of a GenBank genome assembly. Lineage: Eukaryota; Fungi; Glomeromycota; Glomeromycetes; Glomerales; Glomeraceae.
AUGAAUAGUAGCAAACUUGAGGAAUUUGCUCAAGAGUAUUCUGUCAAUUGUAACCUUUGUGAUACAAUCAUUACUACCAACUUAGAUCAUGAAUAUAUUGUGAGAUACAGUCUUGGACAAGAACACCCUGAAAUAAUACCUGAAACUUUAAUUAAUGAAGUAUUUUGGGAUAUACCUGAAAAAGUACAACAAGAUGAUGAAGCACGUCUUGCAGCAGUUGAAUU